CGCGGCCGCCAUGCAGUUUAUGUUGCUUUUUAGUCGUCGGGGAAAGCUUCGACUGCAGAAAUGGUAUGUCCCACUGUCAGACAAAGAGAAGAAAAAGAUCACAAGAGAACUUGUUCAAACCGUUUUAGCAAGGAAACCUAAAAUGUGCAGCUUCCUUGAGUGGCGAGAUCUGAAGAUUGUUUACAGAAGAUAUGCUAGUCUGUAUUUUUGCUGUGCUAUUGAGGAUCAGGACAAUGAAUUAAUUACCCUAGAAAUAAUUCAUCGUUACGUGGAAUUACUUGACAAGUGUUUCGGCAGUGUGUGUGAACUUGAUAUCUUUAAUUUUGAGAAGGCUUAUUUUAUUUUGGAUGAAUUUCUUUUGGGAGGGGAAGUUCAGGAAACAUCCAAGAAAAAUGUCCUUAAAGCAAUUGAACAGGCCGAUCUCCUGCAGGAGGAAGCUGAAACCCCACGUAGUGUUCUUGAAGAAAUUGGACUGACAUAACUCUCCUCCCUUGUUGCUGACUCCUGUGGCAUUUCACACACUGUAGAUGGUCACUGCCUUCAUGUCCAUGUUAGCCAAUGGUGUAAGAUGAUGGAUGUCUUGUC
This is a messenger RNA of Heterocephalus glaber (naked mole-rat), 585 nucleotides long. The record is from RefSeq and is a predicted model, not a curated record. Lineage: Eukaryota; Metazoa; Chordata; Mammalia; Rodentia; Bathyergidae.